CGAGUUGGGAUAAAAAGCAACGAAUCGUUGAGCACUAAGACCUCGCGGCGGCUUGUCAGCUGACCAAAGCUGGCUGCUAUAAUCAACGCAGGGCUGUUUGACCUGAAGCUUUUUUCGUCAGGCUCGGAGGACAGACCUGUCUACCGAAACGGGCCCAUGUCUGAAAACCCAGACAGGCGCUUCCAUUUUAACAGAAAGGAUACUACGAGCGAGUUCAUCGGCCACGACACAGCAGCAAGAUGGAGUGUGAGUGGAAGCCAGACGAGCAGGGUCUUCAGCAAAUACUACAGCUGCUGAAGGAGUCUCAGUCACCAGAUACGUCCACGCAGAGAUCCGUCCAGCAAAGACUCGAGCAGCUGAACCAGUAUCCAGACUUCAACAACUAUUUGAUAUUUGUUUUGACCAAAUUAAAAUCUGAAGACGAACCGACCCGUUCCCUGAGUGGACUGAUUCUGAAGAACAACGUGAAGGCUCACUAUCAGAACUUCCCUAUUGGAGUGUCUGAUUUUAUCAAGAGCGAGUGCCUCCAAAACAUCGGGGACUCCUCUCCCCUCAUCCGGGCCACCGUGGGUAUCCUCAUCACCACCAUUGCCUCCAAAGGAGAGCUGCAAAACUGGCCUGAGCUUCUGCCGAAACUCUGUCUGCUGCUGGAUUCUGAGGACUACAACACAUGUGAGGGAGCAUUCGGGGCCCUGCAGAAGAUCUGUGAGGACUCUGCCGAGAUCCUGGACAGCGACAUGCUGGAUCGGCCUCUUAACAUCAUGAUCCCCAAAUUUCUGCAGUUUUUCAAGCACAACAGCCCGAAAAUUAGGUCUCAUGCCAUCGCUUGUGUCAAUCAGUUCAUCAUCAGCAGGACCCAGGCUCUAAUGCUUCACAUCGACCCGUUCAUUGAGAACCUGUUUGCACUGGCGACUGACGAGGAGCCGGAGGUGAGGAAGAAUGUUUGCAGAGCCCUCGUCAUGCUGCUGGAGGUUCGCCUGGAUCGUCUUCUGCCUCACAUGCACAACAUCGUAGAGUACAUGCUGCAGAGGACUCAGGACCCAGAUGAGAAUGUUGCCUUGGAGGCCUGUGAGUUCUGGCUGACACUGGCAGAGCAGCCAGUGUGUAAAGAAGUGCUGUGUGGUCACCUCUCUCAGCUCAUUCCUGUACUUGUCAAUGGGAUGAAAUACUCAGAGAUUGACAUUAUCUUGCUCAAGGGGGACAUUGAGGAAGAUGAGGCCAUUCCAGACAACGAGCAAGACAUCAGACCACGCUUCCACCGCUCCCGCACAGUUGCCCAACAGCAUGAGGGUGAUGGGAUUGAGGAAGACGAUGAUGAAAUGGAUGAUGAAAUGGAUGAUGAUGAUACCAUUUCUGAUUGGAACCUGCGAAAGUGUUCUGCAGCAGCACUGGACGUGUUGGCCAAUGUGUUCAGGGAUGAUCUGUUGCUGCACAUUCUUCCACUGCUCAAAGAACUGCUUUUCCAUCCUGACUGGGUAGUAAAAGAGUCUGGCAUCUUAGUGCUGGGGGCUAUAGCUGAAGGUUGCAUGCAAGGCAUGAUCCCAUACCUACCUGAGCUCAUCCCACAUCUCAUCCAGUGCUUGUCUGACAAAAAAGCACUGGUGCGAUCCAUUACCUGCUGGACACUGAGUCGCUACGCGCACUGGGUGGUCAGCCAGCCCCCAGAUAUUUACCUGAAGCCUCUAAUGACUGAGCUACUGAAGCGCAUACUGGAUAGCAACAAGCGUGUGCAGGAAGCUGCUUGCAGUGCCUUUGCCACUUUGGAGGAGGAGGCUUGCACAGAGCUGGUACCUUACCUGGCAUUCAUACUGGACACACUGGUAUUUGCUUUCAGCAAGUACCAGCACAAAAAUCUGCUCAUUCUUUAUGAUGCCAUAGGGACGCUGGCAGAUUCUGUGGGACACCAUCUAAAUAAACCGGAAUACAUCCAGAUGUUGAUGCCACCACUCAUACAGAAAUGGAAUCAGCUCAAAGAUGAAGACAAAGAUCUUUUUCCUUUGUUAGAAUGUUUAUCCUCUGUAGCCACAGCCCUUCAAAGUGGCUUUCUGCCCUACUGUGAGCCCGUUUACCAGCGAUGCGUCAACCUUGUCCAGAAGACGCUCGCUCAGGCGAUGCUUCAUCAGUCACAGCCUGAUCAGUAUGAGGCGCCGGACAAAGACUUCAUGAUCGUGGCUCUGGAUCUUCUGAGUGGACUGGCUGAGGGUUUGGGUGGCACCAUCGAGCAGCUGGUUGCCCGCAGCAACAUCCUCACUCUUAUGUAUCAGUGCAUGCAGGACAAAAUGCCUGAGGUGCGCCAGAGCUCUUUCGCUCUGCUUGGGGAUCUCACCAAGGCUUGCUUUCAGCAUGUAAAACCUUGCAUCGCUGAUUUUAUGCCUAUACUGGGUACAAAUUUGAACCCAGAGUUGAUAUCUGUGUGCAACAAUGCAACUUGGGCCAUCGGAGAGAUUUCUAUACAAAUGGGGCCUGAAAUGCAGCCAUACAUUACCAUGGUGCUGCACCAGCUGGUGGAGAUCAUAAACAGACCCAAUACUCCAAAGACUCUACUGGAAAACACAGCAAUAACAAUUGGUCGUCUUGGUUACGUUUGUCCUCAAGAGGUGGCACCCAUGCUACAGCAGUUUAUAAGACCCUGGUGCACCUCUCUGCGAAAUAUAAGAGAUAAUGAGGAGAAAGACUCUGCAUUCAGAGGAAUUUGUACCAUGAUCAGUGUAAAUCCUGGAGGCGUGGUGCAGGAUUUUAUAUUCUUCUGUGACGCAGUGGCCUCCUGGGUAAAUCCAAAUGAUGAUCUCAGAGAAAUGUUCUACAAGAUCCUUCACGGCUUCAAGAACCAGGUGGGCGAAGAGAACUGGAGGCGCUUCUCAGAUCAGUUCCCGCUCCCCUUGAAGGAACGACUGGCAACCUUUUACGGGGUGUAAAGGUUUCCGCAGCACUGUGCCUCAUCGCGGGGUCAUUCACCAUGGGAUACAAGACAGGGAACCAUCCCAGGGAACAAGUUACCCUUUACAGGGGGGGAGGGUGCAAACCCCUCCUUGUCCUGGAGGAAGGGGUGGGAGGGAGGUGGUAGUAGCUGCAGUUCUCUGUGCCCUUAAGCACAAGCUGGGGAGGGGGAGAGACUGGCAGUUCAACCUUAUCAUGGGAGGAUCAUUCAUUUAAUCACGUCAAUCACAAACAAUGGAAAUUAUCUCCUUUUCUUCUUAUUUUAAUGUAUUCUGCAGAUGCUUUCAGGACUACUGAAGAGAAAUUUUAGCAAACACAGAUGAGUCUUUGUGGGGUAUUUAGUUUAGACAGACAUACCUUUCUGAGACUAAUGAAAGAAAUCUUAAGAUUUAUGUAGACUGUUUAUCGAGAUGCUUUAUCUUAAAGCAGCUAAUGCUAGGAAAGCAUUUCUCUCGGCUCCACUUCUGGAAAACGUCUUUUCAGAACGCUGCAUAUCAUCCAAAGUAAGCAACGACUUACAGGUAACCUAUUAUUUCAACACUUAAGCAGGGCAGAGGCUCUUGAUGAAACCUCCAGGGAGCACAAUUCAAGAGCAGCUUUUCUGGGAUUAGGUAGCAUGCUUUUAAUAUUGUGGAAAGCUGUUGAACAUUAGUGAUGUGUGUUGACAGCUGUCAUUGCCAUUUGAUAAGGUUGUUCUUCGAUCGUGUAAUCCAUAUUUAAAGUACUUUCUGUUUGCUCUGCCAGAUAAUUACAGCAGCCGUCUGUAAUGUAGCAUGACAGGGUUUACACUUAGGUUGCGUUAAAUCUUGGCUGUGAUGUGACAUUGGAGUGAGUCUCUCGUUUUGUUAUGUGGCGUGAAUGUGACAUUUUUUUUUUUAGAGAGCAUAUCGAAUCUUUAGCUCCCUAAAUCCAGUUUUUUUUAAUCGUCUGAAAUUUCUGAAAGAAAUUUUGAAGUAGAGCAUGCAGGUUAGCAACCUGUUGGUCCCUUUUUUUUUUUUAGCCUCAAUGAUACAACACGUCUGUAAGUUUUGUGACUUUUGCAAUCAGAACCACACACCCCAUCAGAUCAGUGUUGAAUAUGUUUAUUUCACAGUGUAUUGAAAUUCUGUUGCUGGUCGUUUACCUUCCUGUGCUAAAAGCAUGAUCUAAGGAUGACUGUGUUCUGUGUCGGGGUGGAUGUCACUGUGGGGUACUUGAAUGCUUUAAUCUCUUGCAUGUUGGUGGCCCCUCAACUCUAAAACAUUUAGUGGGAAGAGGGUUGCGGGACGGAGGGGAGCUUCAAUUCCAUGUUUUAAAGAAGUACAUAAUAAACAUGUAUGUAUUUGCAACACUGCGACGUGUAUAAACCUUGCAUAAAGCAUACUGGAGUGCUCUCCCUGAGCCUUUCCCCCCCCAUUACUGGAUGUAGUUUUAAAAUACUGUGAAGAAUGUUUAAUGUGUCUGCUUGUUCUGUGCUGUUGUAUUUUUUUUAUAGUGUCAAACUGUUAAAGGUUACAGCCUGAAUGUAUUCCAUGAUGAGUUGGAGAGAUGGUAACUUUUGUUUUUGUGAAUGUUUUUUUUUUUUUUUUUUUUUCUAACACCCAGCCAGGCAUUUUUCCUCUGCUGGCCAGAGUAAUAACUGCAGUAUUUAAUUCUCUGUAACGCACAUAAAAAUGUACUAAAAAGUGCUUGAAUGAACGUUGUAGCCAAACCCCUCCCACCGAUGAUUCAUUAUUGCUGCUAAAACGUUUUCACUGAAUGCAAUAAGCAUCAUCUCUAGGAAUAUUUCAAAACUAUUCACAUCCCCUGAACCUUUUUAUGUUUUGACAUGUUAUAACCACAAAGCACAAAUUGUGGUAGACCAACAGAAUAUGGGACACGUUUAUAAAUCGUAUAAAAAUCGGAAUUAUGGCAUUCAUCUGGGUUCAGUCCCCUGAAUAGAACCACCUUUGGCUGCAGUUCCAGCUGGAAGUCUUUUGCAUGUGUCUCUGUCAGUGUUGCACAUCUAGAGACAUUUUUGCCCAUUUUCCUGUGGAGACUGCCUCAGAUGGAAUGGAGAACUUCAGUUUUGAACAGUGAUUUUUUUUUUUAAAGUCUUGCAAAGAUUUUUAAUUGGAUUUAGCAUUGCAUCUCUGGCAAUGUGUUUAGGUUGUCCUGCUAGUAGGUAAACCUUCUCACAGCCUGAGGUCCCGCAGUCUUUAAUGGGAUUUCUUCCAGCUUUUCCCUAUUUAUCUCCAUCCAUCCUUCAGCUCUCACCAGCUUCGCAGCAGGAUGGUGCCACUGACUUGUUACACAAUGGGGAUAGUCUUUUCUUAGUAUUGUGCAGUGUUCAACAUUAACAUUACUUAUGCUAAGUUUCAUUUUCAUCUCUUCUGACCAGAGCACCUGAAAGUUCUGUAAACAAAUUCAGCUUUGGAUCUCUGUAGCUCCUCCAGAUCUAUCUUGGGCGUCCUGGCUGCUUCCCUGAUUAAUGCUCUCCCAACCAGGCCUGUCCCAUUUUGGCGGGCAGCUGAAUUAAAUUGUACAACAUACUUUUCCAUCCAUUUCAGAGUUAAGCACUCCUUGGUGCAUGUCUGUCACAUAAAGUCCAAAUAAAAUACAUCGAAAUUUGUGAUUACAGCAUGACAGCAAAGCUGAGCACUUUUGAAAGGGACUGGUUUCUUAUCGGUAACAUUUGACAAAGUAAAAAUACAAGAUUUAAUGCAUCAUGGAAUACAGAGGCAAAUACUUGUCUGUCUGUGUGUGCGUGUGUGUUUCCCAUCAUUUUAUUUUGUUUGAAGUGUUUUUGUCUGGCACAUUCCAACUGUUUGACAUGGACAGAAAUGGCGUGAUUCCAGCUAGAUGGGGUGUGUUCAGUCCUCGUAUUCGUUCACUGAAAGAUUGUAUGUCUUAAAAGAAAAAGGAACAGAAAAAUAACCACACACAAACGAAUGCCCGUUGUUACUGUGCUGUCCUUCUGACUUGACUGCUGCUAAACAUCGUAGUUUUGUUUCACCACUUGAAUAUCUCUUUUCUAAGUGUAAACCUCAGGUUGCUUUGUUUUGUUCUUUUAUCAUUUCCUUAAUGUGUACACCUUUUUACGCAGCCCCCCUAAAUGUCCUGAAGUAUAGUAAAAAGCUUGAUCUUCAUGUAAGAAAUGGAUAAACAUGAAUGUUAACUGACGUAUUAAUGCAGCACUGUGAGCCGUCAAACCUAGAGGUUAAACAACAUUUCAACAAUGGUAACUUGCACAAGUUUCAUCUACUUUUUGCCUAAAAUGAUUGUGAUUGAACUCAAAGUGUUUAGUGUAAUCUCUACACACUGCCAUAUGAGUAAACAUUUGAGAUUUUGUUGAUUUGCAAUAGAUGUUCAGUAUACUAUGUUACACACAAAAACAGGGAUACGGAGUUGAAAAAUACAAAUAAAAAGUUUGCAAAUACAAGUUUGACUUUCUACAGAGCUUUAUUAAGCCACUGCAUUUUAUAAAGCACCUACCAGUAGUUAGCAUUGACUGUGUUAAGAGCUCCUGUAUUCUGUAAUUCAAUUAGCCUUUAAACUUCAAUAGUUAAUCUGCCUUCACCUUUUUUGCUAAGAGAAGCAAAAACAUCAUUUUGAUAGACUUGGUUUCUUUCUUUUUAAAUAAGCUGCUGAAUUAAAAAAAAAAAACGUGAUACUUUUGGGGCCACCAAAUAUUUUGGAUCAUGCAAAGACUCUAUAUUGUACUGUAGUAAUUUUGUAAUAUUUGUAAGAUGAUAUAGUGGGCGUGAAUGAUUACCAUUGCUUGAAUCUGUACAUUGUUCCAAUAAAUUGUUUACAUUA
Messenger RNA from Girardinichthys multiradiatus, 6714 nucleotides. RefSeq names its product transportin 1 (gene tnpo1). Gene Ontology annotation, molecular function: nuclear import signal receptor activity; small GTPase binding. Gene Ontology annotation, biological process: protein import into nucleus. The record is from RefSeq and is a predicted model, not a curated record. Gene Ontology annotation, cellular component: nucleus; cytoplasm. The coding region runs from base 240 to 2915 and encodes 891 amino acids. NCBI's taxonomy places the organism in Eukaryota, Metazoa, Chordata, Actinopteri, Cyprinodontiformes, Goodeidae. The transcript has 25 exons.